AUGCGCAAUUUUCUGCAAUUUUUGGUCGUUUUCGCUGUUCUCGCUGCCAUUCAGGUUCACGGGUGAGUUAUGAUGGCUUUUGGGGUUACUGUAGGCUACCGUACCUCUUGGGAAGACUACGGUACCAGACGAGCUCGUAGAGGUACCGUAACCGCCCUCUUCCAGAUUCCUAUUCCCCUCGUUCACUUCCGGCUACAACUACGAUUGUGGAUACGGCUACGGUGGCUCUAAUUAUGGAGGAUACUACGGUAGUGGAUACGGUGGAUAUUACCCCGGUGGAUACGGUGGAUACGGAUACGGAAAGUGA
Messenger RNA from Caenorhabditis sp. 36 PRJEB53466, 307 nucleotides. The record is from the annotation of a GenBank genome assembly. Lineage: Eukaryota; Metazoa; Nematoda; Chromadorea; Rhabditida; Rhabditidae.